Molecule: messenger RNA, 1600 nt
Organism: Punica granatum (pomegranate)
Lineage: Eukaryota; Viridiplantae; Streptophyta; Magnoliopsida; Myrtales; Lythraceae
Source: RefSeq, a predicted model, not a curated record
GACAGUCAGUGAGUCAGAUUCGCUUAAAUAAAAAGGCCUCCUUUCCCCUGACCUUCCGCCCCUCAUUCAUUCAUUUGCGAUUUCGUUCAUUCGUGCAAGUUGUUGGGUGCUUCCCAACAGACGGCGAGAGAUAACCUUGUACGCCAUUAGAGGCCCACCUCCCCCAGAUUCUACGCGUCCUCCUCCUCCUCCUCUUCCUCUUCCUCAGCACACCACCGGAAGCUCCUCAGCUGAUUGGCUUCCGGGUCAGUGCGGAGAGGGAGAUCGCUUCCCCUUGAAUCCUCGAUAUCCCCUCCGUUCUUUUAGGAUCGAUGGAGGAAUCGGAGACGAGGAGGAUCGAGGAGGAAGUGCGCAGGGCGGUGGAGCAAGCCAAGGAGCUCCAGGACUCGGCCUCCUCCCUCGUCGCCAAGGCUUCCGGCGAGGAGCAGUCCAUGCGGCAGCGCGCGUCUGCCCUCGACUCCACCAUCCGCCGCCUAAGGUCCUCGAUCGAUUCCCAGCUCGCCCACAAGCUUCUAGAUCCGAAGCUUGCCGACAAGCUAGAAGAAGACUUGCAGAAGGCGAGGUGUGUAAUAGCGGAUGGAGACGCCUCUGCCUUCCUUCCUUCUAGAGCUCAAGUGGGGUUUCUUAGGAUGUUUCUGGGCCCAAUCGACGUCCGUGCCUCGAAAAAAGAUGUCCAGCUGAAGGUUAAAGAAGAGUACAACAGUUACAGAGAUAGAACUGCUCUCCUGUUUCUCCUCUUCCCAUUGGCACUGCUUAUAUUAAGAUCUUGGCUCUGGCAUGGGUGCUUGCCUGCGUUCCCUGUUCAGCUAUAUCAAGCAUGGUUGCUAUUCCUCUACACAGGUUUGACACUGCGAGAGAACAUAUUGAGAGUAAAUGGAAGUGAUAUUCGUCCUUGGUGGAUAUACCAUCACUAUUGUGCGAUGAUUAUGGCCCUGGUCAGCCUCACAUGGGAGAUUAAAGGACAACCGAAUUGUGCCCAGAAGCAGAGGGGAGUACAACUUUUCUUGCAAUGGGCGAUGAUGCAAGGGAUAGCUAUGCUUCUACAGAAUAGAUAUCAACGACAGAGACUUUAUACUCGCAUUGCUUUGGGAAAGGCAAAGAGAAUGGAUGUUGUCUGGGGAGAAACGGCUGGUGUUGAUGGGCAGCUGUGGCUACUCUGCCCCGUAUUGUUCAUUAUGCAGGGUUUUGAGGCAUAUGUUGGGCUAUUGUUGCUCAGGACUGCAUUUGCUGGGGUGGCCUCUGAAUGGCAGGUUGUAUUUUGUGGGUUUCUCUUGGUCCUGAUGGCGGUCGGAAACUUUGUGAACACGGUACAGACGCUCAUGGUCAAGUCAAGGUUUAAGGCAAAGAUGAAGAAAUCCAAGAGCAGGCAAGAAUUGAAUUGAAAAUCACAUCCUGAUUGGGCUGGUAUCUCGGUGAAGAAGAACGGAUUUUGUAGGAUCCCAAUUUUGGAAAUCUAUUGCUUCUUUCCCCUUUUUUUUGGUAAGAUUUUUGACUCUUUCUUGUUCUUUUUCUAAUAGAUGAUUCUUCAUGACCAUUUUAUUGUGGCUUGUGGCUGUGAAAAGAAAUAGAUAUCUGUUUAAGUUUAGACUGAAUUCGUCAA